AUUAAACAAAUCAGUUCUUGUAGACUGAAACAGAAACUACCUUGAUUCUCCACAGUUGCUAGCUGAGCACAUUCCGUUCACUUUCCCCAGAAAUGGAGCGAGGAGCAGAGGCUGCAGAGCCAGACCAACAACAGUUAAUAUGGAAAUCUGAGCCGGAAUCAAUGGUUUCUGUCACAAUCGGCAGAGCCAUGACCACUCUCCUCGCCACCCGUCCCAAGAAACUCCACCACUCCAUUUCUCGCCUUUCCCUCGACUCCUCCAUCAAAUCCUCGCUUGACUCUUUGGAUGAUUCGCUCCGGUUUCUUCACAAGUACACUCGAGAUGCGGUUCAGAGAGGCGAGACUUUGGAUGAGAUUCUGGUUCCCAUGAUCCAACACUCAUUGACGUUCAAGGACUCAAAGCAUGACAUUCAACCUAUGAUACUUCUCAAUUGGCUCUUCCAAGACGGGCUUCUUUUUCAAGCAGUUUCCAUGAAUCUUUCAAAUAUCAUUGUAAGGAAAGAUGACCGCUAUAUAGCUUUUGGUUGGUGUACUCUUGUACGAGGACUCAUGGAGUACGAAAAUGUUAUGGAUCAGCAUUUGGUUAAUGGAAUAAAGGAGAAAUACAAUGCUUUGUUGAAGACACUUUGCACUUCUAUACCACAUUUAUCAUGUAUUGCUCGCAAGGGAAGCAUUUUGCAGGAUAAAUUUGAGCUCCCUUCACGCCUUUCAGUCGCCGCUGCAGAUUGUUUGUUGGCUUUAACUGAAGGGUUAACGAAAAAGCCUGAUAUGCUAAGUAACAGAACUAAAACAUUGAAAUCCAGUGAAUCUAAUUCUCCAGUUAGUUUAUUAGCGUCAAGAAUUGAUGGGAGAAAAAUAAGCACAGGUCAUAAAUUUUCUGAAGUCGUAAACAUGGAUGUGUCAGAUUUGCUUUGGGAUUAUCUACAAUAUCUCAUUUACUUAGUGGAGAAACUUCUCGCUUGGAGCCGAAAAAGUCGUCCAUUGCAUGCUAAAGGAUUGGAGCAAGUGCUUAAGUGGUUGCAGGAGAUACAAGUGCAUUAUGGUGACCUUCAAGAAGAGGCACAGAUUCUAAAAACCAGAGCAUUACUACUCUCUUCAUGCUGGAAGCACUAUGGCACGCUAUUACACUUAGAGGAUAAAAAAUCUACUAAGCAGUACAAGGAAUUGUUGGACCAGUACUUGUCCGGCAUCCAGUACUAUACAAAUAACCAUGUCGAGGGGCAUGCUGAGAACAAGGAUGGUGGUAUAGAGACCAUAAAAUUUUUCAUAAAUUGCUUAUGCCUUCUGCUUGGGCGAUUUGAUGAGAAAAAAUUUGAAUGCAUAUUGUUGGAUUAUGGAAAGCAGAUAUCACAUGUUCUUUUAUCACAGCUUCAUUGCACUGAUGAAGAUGUAAUAGAUGGGGCUGUCCACAUAUUCAAGGUUAUCAUUUUUAAGACAAAUGAUUCAUCCGGAGGCAGUAUAUCUGACAUCAAUCAAAUGGACUCUGUGGUACUAUUGCUGCUUCACCUUCUUGAUGAGAGAGAUACUGCAGCUAGAGCCGUUGUUAUGCUCAUUGCAGAAUACUGUUCCAUAAGUAAUGAUGGUCACUGCCUUGAAGAAGUUCUUAAACGGCUCGCCUCUGGCAAUGCUAUUCAGAGAAGGAAUGCUUUUGAUGUUGUAUCCGAACUGGUUCAUAUAUCAAAAGAUUCAUCCCAUAAAGCUUAUCACUCAACCUGGCAAGUUAUAGCAAAUCACUUACUGGUAUGUCUUGAAUACGAAGAAACUGCAAUCCAGGAGGAAACACCCAAUUUGCUUCCACUGAUUGACCCAUCAUUUGUGUUGCCUGCAUUAGUUCGUCUUGUCUUCUUAUCAGAGGAAAAAGUACUACCAGUAGCUAGUGAGGCCUUAUGUAGAGUGCUCAAGCAUCACCACCAGAACCCUGAAAUUAUAUGCAUGAUGCUCGACAGUCUUACCAACCUCAGUCAGGGCCAAGCUGAUGCAGAAGCUGGAGCAAGCACAAGGAAAGGAUCAAAUUUAUGCGAUCGAGUGCUAAGGCUGAUCCCAGAGUGGUCAAAAACUGUUCAAGACUGGAAUGCAUUAAUUGGACCGUUGAUUGACAAGAUGUUUGCAGAGCCAUCCAAUGCUAUUAUCGUCAGGUUUUUGAGUCACAUAAAUGAGCAGUUAGCUGAAGCCGCAGAUGUAGUCCUUUCUCGUGUUGUUUUAAAAAUGAAAGGCCAGAAAGAGAUUGAUGAAGGUUUCUUAUCUAGAUGGGAGACAAGAACUUGUACAAGUGAUGACUCAAUGAGAAUGCAGCAAUCUUUGUUUGAGCGACUUUGCCCUUUACUCAUAAUUAGGCUGCUUCCGUUAAGAGUAUUUAAUGAUCUCAAUUCCUCUGUUAUGUAUGGUCAACUUCAUAAUGCGCCUUUUAUGAAUGAAUAUAGAGAUGUCUACCUCAUUGAUGAUGAUAGUGUUGCUGCUUUCCUUGUUAAUAGAGCAUUUAGUAAGUUUGAGUUUGAAGAUGUAAGAAAACUUGCUGCUGAGCUUUGUGGGCGCAUCCAUCCUCAAGUUCUGCUUCCACUUGUUUGCUCGCAAUUAGAGCACGCUGCAGCAUCUCAGGAUAUAUUGAAAAUUAUUGCGUGCCUGUUUUCAAUGUGUACAUCCCUUGCGGUGCGAGGGAAGGAGUCCCUUGUGCAUCCCUUUGUUCUUCAAAUCCGGAGAACAAUUGAAGUGAUUUUGUUAUGGCCGUCAUCAGAUGGUGACCAAGUUUCCAAAGCACAACACGGUUGCAUUGAUUGUCUGGCACUGAUAAUAUGUGCCGAGUUGCAAGCUCCUGAAUCAUUUAAAGACUGCACCUCAUGGAGGAGUGACAUUGUUGUUCAGAAAGGGAAUGCUACUGGAAAACUCUGUGCCCUCAGACAUGUGAUCAGUCAAUUAAUAAAUGAUAAGACUGGACAUAUCCCUGGGUCCGAGUUGCCAGAUGAAAGCCGUGAACCGGUUCCUGUUCCUUUUCGUCUAUGCAUGGCUAAUGUUCUCAUCAGUGCUUGUCAGAAGAUAUCUGAUGGCAAAAAAGCUCUAGCUAAGACAAUUCUUCCAUGUCUAAUUGGUUUUGCUGAGGUAAUAAAGCAACCUCAGGUUAGAGCUGCGUGCAUCCAGGUUAUGUUUUCUGCUGUGUAUCAUCUGAAGUCUGCAGUUCUUCCGUAUUCUUGUGAUCUGCUCAAGCUCUCUCUAAAAUUCCUUGGAAAGGGAUCAGAACAGGAAAGGAUGGCAGCUGCAAAGCUUAUGGCUUCUCUUAUGGGGAGUGAAGAUUCGAUUUUGGAGAGUAUAUCUCACCUAUUACUGGAAGCAAGGUCUGUACUUUCUGAUAUCACUUUGACUGAUCCAUCACUUGACAUUCAACAACUUUGUAAAAGGUUGCUAACGUGCAUAACUUCAACAUAGCUUCUCCUUUGCUGCACUAGGAAAAAGAUAUAAUUUAAAAGGUAGGUAGGGCAGUGACUUGUACGAUUUUUAAUAUAAGUAAAUCUUGGGAUUAAGCAUCGACACUCUUUCAAAUA
Hibiscus syriacus is the source of this 3532-nucleotide messenger RNA. RefSeq lists its product as uncharacterized. The record is from RefSeq and is a predicted model, not a curated record. The transcript is spliced from 25 exons. Bases 93 to 3416 code for a protein of 1107 amino acids. NCBI's taxonomy places the organism in Eukaryota, Viridiplantae, Streptophyta, Magnoliopsida, Malvales, Malvaceae.